Oryza brachyantha (malo sina) is the source of this 2208-nucleotide messenger RNA. Its product is annotated as receptor protein kinase-like protein ZAR1. Gene Ontology annotation, biological process: protein phosphorylation. The record is from RefSeq and is a predicted model, not a curated record. Gene Ontology annotation, molecular function: ATP binding; protein binding; protein kinase activity. The transcript is spliced from 2 exons. The annotation marks the transcript as partial. NCBI's taxonomy places the organism in Eukaryota, Viridiplantae, Streptophyta, Magnoliopsida, Poales, Poaceae.
GUUGUCCUCUUCUUCUUGCCUCUUCUCUGUGCAGGCUGCGAUGGCUGUGGCAGUGCUGUAAAUUGGUCGCGGUGGUGGUGGUGUAGGCGGCGGGGGGCGGGCAUUGCCGUCGUCGCGAUGGCGGGAGCUGCGCGGGUGGUGGUGGUGGUGUUGUUGGUGGUGAUGGCUGUGGAGGUGGCGGCGCUGAACACGGACGGGCUGGCGCUUCUUGCGCUCAAGUUCGCGGUGUCGGAGGAUCCCGGUGGCGCGCUCUCGACGUGGAGGGACGCCGACAACGACCCCUGCGGCUGGUCCGGCGUCACCUGCGUCGACGGCGGCGGGGGCAGGGUGGCCGGGGUUGAGCUCGCCAACUUCUCGCUCGCGGGGUACCUCCCCUCGGAGCUGUCGCUGCUUUCCGAGCUGGUGACGCUCUCGCUGCCCUACAACCAGCUCGCCGGCCAGAUCCCGGUCGCCAUCACGGCGCUGCAGAAGCUCGCGGCGCUUGACCUGGCGCACAACCUCCUGUCCGGCCAGAUUCCGGCGGGGGUUGGGAGGCUCGUGUCGCUGUCCCGGCUGGAUUUGUCCUCCAACCAGCUCAACGGGUCGCUGCCUCCGGCAAUCGCCGGGCUGCCUCGUCUCUCUGGGGUGCUCAACUUGAGCUACAACCAUUUCACCGGCGGGAUCCCGCCGGAGUUCGGCGGCAUUCCGGUGGCGGUGAGCCUGGACCUCCGGGGGAACGACCUCGCCGGCGAGAUCCCGCAGGUGGGCUCCCUCGUCAACCAGGGCCCCACCGCCUUCGACGACAACCCACGGCUCUGCGGCUUUCCGCUCAAGGUGGAGUGCGCCGGGGAGAAGGAAGAUCCAAGAAUCCCCGAGGCGAACGGCGGCAUCAACCCUGGUGCGGCUGCGGCGGUGGGGAGGCCGCCGAAGCGCCGGUCGUCGCCGACGGUGCCCAUUCUUGCUGCCAUUGUGGUGGUUGCCAUCGUCGCCGGGAUAAUCCUGCAGUGGCAGUGCCGCCGGCGGUGCGCAGCGACGGCGAGGGACGAGGAGAAGGAGUCGACGAAGGAUAAGAGCGGCGCGGUGACGCUGGCCAGCAGCGAGGAGCGGCGCAGCGGCGGAGAGGAGGGGGAGGUGUUCGUGGCGGUGGACGACGGGUUCGGGAUGGAGCUGGAGGAGCUGCUGCGCGCGUCGGCGUACGUCGUCGGGAAGAGCCGCGGCGGCAUCGUGUACAGGGUCGUCCCGGGCCGCGGCCCCGCCGUUGCCGUCCGCCGCCUCAGCGAGCCCGACGACGGCGACAGCGGCUCCGACUCCGGGUGGCGCCGGCGCCGCGCGUUCGAGACGGAGGCCGCUGCCAUCGGCCGCGCGCGCCACCCCAACGUCGCCCGCCUCCGCGCCUACUACUACGCGCCCGACGAGAAGCUUCUCAUCUACGACUACCUCUCCAAUGGCUCCCUCCACUCCGCUCUCCACGGUGGCCCGACGGCGUCGCCGACGCCAUUGCCGUGGUCGAUGAGGCUGUCCGUCGUGCAGGGCGCGGCGAGGGGGCUGGCAUACCUGCACGAGUGCAGCCCUCGCCGGUACGUCCACGGCUGCGUCAAGUCAUCCAAGAUCCUCCUCGACGACGAGCUCCGCCCCCACGUCUCCGGCUUCGGCCUCGCCCGCCUGGUCGCCGGCACGCACAAGAAUGCGCAGUCCAAGAAGCUCGGCGCCGCGGCGUGCGCGCUGCGCAGCGGCGCCCUGUCGGCGCUGGCGUACGUGGCGCCGGAGCUCCGCACGCCCGGCGGCGCGGCGGCCGCGGCGACGCAGAAGGGCGACGUGUUCGCGUUCGGCGUCGUGCUGCUGGAGGCGGUGACCGGGCGCGAGCCGACGGAAGGGGAGGGCGGGCUGGAGCUGGAGACGUGGGUGCGCCGCGCCUUCAAGGAAGAGCGGCCGCUCUCGGAGGUCGUCGACCCCACGCUGCUCGGCGAGGUGCACGCCAAGAAGCAGGUGCUCGCCGUGUUCCAUGUCGCCCUCGGCUGCACCGAGCCCGACGCCGAGCUGCGCCCCCGCAUGCGCGCCGUCGCCGAGAGCCUCGACCGGAUCGGCUAAUCCGGCCAUCUUCCACCACAUCCGCCAUUGCUAUCCUCUCCAUCCUAAUCGCGCAGUCCAACAAGCUAAAAAGCUCUUCCAUUUCCAGUAACCAUGAUUAGCUCACAAGAACAUCAAAUUCUGUAGAUUAGACAUGGCGGC